Messenger RNA from Daldinia childiae, 1275 nucleotides. RefSeq names its product Diphthamide biosynthesis protein 7. Lineage: Eukaryota; Fungi; Ascomycota; Sordariomycetes; Xylariales; Hypoxylaceae. The record is from RefSeq and is a predicted model, not a curated record. Gene Ontology annotation, molecular function: protein binding. Bases 1 to 1275 code for a protein of 424 amino acids. The transcript is spliced from 2 exons.
AUGAAUACGCACGGACGCAGCAUCACGUCGCUGAAAUCAUUAACCCUGGACCUCCCCCCAAGCUGUAUCGAAUUCUGUCCGGGUCAUCCGGACUAUUUCGUCGUUGGUACAUAUAAUUUACAGAAAGAAGAUAAUACAGAUACGGGCGGUUCUACUGGAGAUGACCAAGAACAACAGGAGGUAAAGAAAACUCAAUCUCGGGAUGGUAGUCUUGUUCUCUUUAAGUUGUUAGAGACUUCGGAUAUAAAGCACGUACAAACUGUUCUCUACCCUUCUGCUCUCCUUGACCUUCAUUUUCAUCCUAGUCGAGAAGGCUCUACUGUGCUGGCUGUCGUCUCCAGUACUGGAAGCCUGUCGUUCUUCAAGCUUUCUACUUUAGAAGAACAUCCGGCUUCCUUAAAGGAAAUCGUUACUCACAAGCCGCUUGGUGAUGAUGAGGGAGUUCUAGUCCUGUCAUGUUCGUGGCAUCCACAUAUUCCUGAGCUCCUAGCAAUUACAACCUCCAACUACGAAGUCCAUAUCCUGCGUGUUACUGACUCAUGGGAUGUCUCUAAGACAAGCGAUGGGCCUGUGAUAACUCACACUCUUGAAGCGUGGACAGUGGCAUUUUCAUCGUUGACACUAGGCAAGCCUAGCUCGGAUGCAGCAGGUUCUCCAGGGGAAAGCUCUGAGCAAUUCGCAGUAUUCUCAGGAGGUGACGAUUCUAAACUCCUUACUACAAAUUGUGCAUAUUAUCCGGCUCGUAUUGAUACUGAAGAGAGCCUAGUCGAGACUUCAUGCCCACCAAUUGUGUUCAGGGGACACGAAGCAGGAGUAACUGCUAUACUCACCCUAAAUCUGCAAGUUUCAUCGCACGAUUCCGUGGUUGUCACUGGAAGCUACGACGACUACAUUAGAGUAUACGCGUUCGAUGAGCAAAGAAAGGGGAUGCUUCCUUACAGAUCCAGGUUACUAGCAGAGCAAAAUUUACAAGGAGGUGUAUGGAGACUUAAACUGAUAACAUUAGAAAAAGCUACGGAGAGCACCAAGGGAGACAGCAAGCAGUGGAAAGUCUUUAUUCUCGCCUCAUGUAUGCAUGCGGGAUCACGAGUACUUGAGAUCUCAGGUGGUACAGAGGCUGAAUUUUGUGAGAUUAAAAUACUCGGACGGUUUGAGGAGCACAAGAGCAUGAACUACGGGAGCGAUUUUCAGCCGGGUUCCGAAAUGGGAAGCAGAAAUCUCCGGUGUGUAUCAACAAGUUUUUAUGAUAAGUUAUUGUGUUUAUGGGAAUACUAA